AUGUCAGACAGUCAUUCAGUAAUGUUCAAUAUUCUUAAAAGAAAUAGAUUGACAUCUCCCAGCAGCAGUUUUAAAUGCUCCAAUUUUAAAGACAUGUGUUGCACUUCAGUAAUGCUGGACAGCAGCUGCAAUGAGUCAGUAAAAGAUCCUGAUGCAGAACCUAACAGAGUACUGAGUGUAACAAGUUUAUCAUUGCUGCAAGAGCAUCCCAAGCACAUUCAUCCGAAUGGUCUCUUUCCUGUUCCAUCAUCUGUUGAAAAUGAAACUAAUCGUGUUUCUGUAUUGGAAAGAAGAGAAGCAAAUAGAAGUGUAGAUUUUUUUGAAACCCCUAAAGUGGGUAGAAAAGGCUCCUUGCUACGCAGGAGGCUGCUUUUGUCUAAGUCUGUUCCAACAGGCACAACUGUAGGAUGCUGUGGAAGCCAAACUAGUUCUUCAGGCAACAGGAGGAGAAAAAUAUUUUCUUGUGUUCUGAGCUCUGAAGAAAAACUCUCAGAAACUGGUUCAGAUUCUCCAAAAGAUAGAAGUUACGAACUUCUAACAACUACCACUUGGAAAACUGAGGUCUCUAAUCCUGACUGCCCAAAACGGAGACUUUCCUAUUCACAACAAAGGACUUCUACGCUAGAUGAGUCCAAAUGUCAGGACCCUCUAUUGCUAGAACCAGAUUGUUUAUCUCCAAUUCGGUGUAAGGAUGUUAUUAGUAACGCUAAUGAAUUAAAUGAAAGUGUCCUUACGAGUCUUAGUGAUGGGUUGCUUAGGACUCCCACUUACAGUGUGUUACCUGAGGCCAAUGAGAGUAAGCUCCUGACUUCUAUCAACAGUCUGGUCGAGAACUUGAACUUUAACUUUGAAUUAUGUGAUGCAAACUCUUCCCCUGCUAAGUUGGCAAGUUACCCAGAUCUUUCCACACCUGAGGAUAGUGGAUAUAAUUCAAUGCAUUUGGACAAAUCCGGAGACGCAUUCUCUGAUCAUGAGGGAUCUUUCCAAGAGUUCUUCCCAAAGCGUAAAGAAAGUUCCAUAAUUCCAGAUAGUAAAAGAAAGACAAGAAAACUUGAGCGAGUUAGAAGGUUAUCCACUCUUCGGGAACAGGGCUCACAGUCAGAGACUGAAGAUCAUCCUGGCAGUCCUUCUAAUUCAGCAUGCAUGCUAAUAGAAGAAAGAAACUUUCUAAAUGAAGACCAUGCAUUAGUUUUAGAAGAACAGCCUAGUGGAGACUUAGUUGUAAGUCACGCAGAUCUCACAAGAACUCCAGCUCUGAUAGUAGUUCGUGAAAUUUGCUUGCAAAGGCAAAGAUCAGCCCAACAUCAAAUAUCAGAAAAUAUUGAUGGAACAGAAAUAUUUACCCUGGAACAUGUUCUUGCUGGACUUAUUGGCAAGAAAAUGGGCCUUGAAAAAAUAGAUAUUUUAACAGAGUUAAAAUACAGAAAUUUAAAACAUGUUCUUGCUAUAGUUUUAGAUGCUUUGACAGUGGAAAGUCUAUGCAGUAUUUGGAAAGUAAGCAAAAAUUGGCGUGAAAUCAUUGAACAAGAUAAAAGUGCAGAUAAGAGGAGAAAGUUGUACAUAAAACACCUGAAGGAAGCAUCUGAAGAACAUUUAUUGAAAGCUGAAGAUGCUGCCACAAGACUUAAUGUUCUGAAUAGAUCUGCUUUAAGGCCUGUUCAAGCUCAAGCCAGAACUCCUGUCGCACAAACACCACCUUCAUACACUGAAGUUACACCUAGGAGAUGCAGUUCUGUUCCCCAUUCAACUAGUAGACAGGAAGAAUACAUAAAAGUUGCUCAAACUCUGUUCACUGAUGAAGCUCUAAAACCCUGUCCAAGAUGUCAAUAUCCCGCUAAAUAUCAGCUGGUAAAGAAACGGGGACUAUGUAGCAGAGAGGCAUGUGCAUUUGAGUUCUGUAUUUUAUGUCUGCGUGGUUUCCAUGGGUCAAAAGAAUGUAAUAGUUUAUCUGCAAAGUGGAAGAACAAAAAAGAUGCUCCUCCAGGAAGUGCCCAAAGCAAAAGAAAUUUAAAAAGACUCUAA
Eurypyga helias (sunbittern) is the source of this 2022-nucleotide messenger RNA. It is a transcript of the gene FBXO43, whose product is annotated as F-box protein 43. Gene Ontology annotation, cellular component: nucleus. NCBI's taxonomy places the organism in Eukaryota, Metazoa, Chordata, Aves, Eurypygiformes, Eurypygidae. The transcript has 4 exons. The record is from RefSeq and is a predicted model, not a curated record. Gene Ontology annotation, biological process: regulation of mitotic nuclear division; negative regulation of meiotic nuclear division. The coding region runs from base 1 to 2022 and encodes 673 amino acids.